AUGGAUCACGAAAGGGGCCCGAACGUCAAGGCCGAGGACAAGCCGUACGUGGCGCACGAUGUCCUCGAUGAGACGGCCAAGACGGCGCUCGUAGGUCUCGGCAGUGGCUUCUUCCUUGCUGCUAUACGGAAUGCCAUGUCAAAGCGAAACGUCGGUGCCAUGAGCGUCUUUACGCGCGGAGGACCCAUCAUCGGAAUAUGCGCGGCUGGUCCUGGAGCCUAUGCAUUCUUCUCCCGAACGAUGAUGAACCUGCGCGAAAAGGAUGACGCGUGGGCCGCCGCCUUUGGUGGCUUCAUGUGCGGCGCCGUUCUCGGUCUCCCCACACGAAGGCUACCCGUCCUCGUCGGCCUCGGCGCCCUCGUCGGCUCCGUCCAGGGAACGCUCCACUUCUUCGGUGGUCGAAUCGACAGCUUCAAGCACGAGGAUGACGAGUUCGCCCGCAAGGAGACGCUUCGAAGGACGACCCGUUUGCCUGUCGAGCAGACCGUUGCCGAGAUUGGCGAGGGACGAGGUAUUCGACCUCCGGGCUACGAGGAGCGGAGGCGAGAGCGCAUGCAAGAAAAGUACGGCUUCGAGAUCAACCCCGUCAACGCAACUGUCGAGGGCAGCCAAUAA
This is a messenger RNA of Drechmeria coniospora, 615 nucleotides long. RefSeq names its product Mitochondrial import inner membrane translocase subunit Tim17 family protein. The coding region runs from base 1 to 615 and encodes 204 amino acids. Gene Ontology annotation, biological process: mitochondrial respiratory chain complex I assembly. Lineage: Eukaryota; Fungi; Ascomycota; Sordariomycetes; Hypocreales; Ophiocordycipitaceae. The transcript is spliced from 4 exons. The record is from RefSeq and is a predicted model, not a curated record.